AUGACGCGAGCUGCCGCACCGCCGAUUCUGCUGCAGCUACAGAGCGCCGAAUCGGCCUCCUCUCAGAUUACAGCUUUGCGCACUCUGAAGAAUGAACUGAUUGGCCAUGACCAGCGCAAGGAAACCUACAUUGGCGAGGGAAUCAUACCAGCUUUGGCACAGUUGCUAACCUCGAGAUGGCCGGGAACGGCCGAGUUUAAUGAAUCGAUAUCGCACCAAGGCCGGUCCACGCCAACGCCAAAAGCCCCAGAAGAUUACGAAGUAUGCCUUCAAGCAACUUUAAUUGUUGGGAGUCUGGCACAAGGUGGUCCAACGUUUCUCACCCCACUAUUCGCCAGCAAUAUCCCCCAAACCUUACUUUCAAUAUUUUCAUCCUCGGACUGCCCAGAUUCAUUAUGUCUUCCCAUUCUACGACUUCUGAACACAAUCGCAGACCGGAUACCGUUGCAAAGCCAGGAACAAUGGCCUCGGGACACGCAGCUUGCGGAUCUUGUUUUUGCUUCUGCAAAUAUUACCUCUCUCAGACGUAUAAUCUCGCAGGAGUACAAGAACCUGCGCAGCCAGGCCACGAUAGAGCUAGCAGCCGCCCUGAUCGGCAAACUAUGCACAGAGGAAACCCAUAAGACGGCACUAGCAGAAUCCGGGGUGUUGGAUGCUUUGGCGCUCAAGAUUGCCUCCUUUGUUGUGGCCAAGGGAUUCGUGUUGCCUGGCGCGGAGGAUCGCCUUCAAGAACCUGGCGCAUUGGAGGAGCUGCCGCUUCCGGCCCCCGAAUCCGCCCAGCUAGCACCAAUUUUGCGCGCAGUUGCUGUCAUCAUUGAACAGUCAAAAUGGAGGGCGGAGCACUUCCUGUCAUCACCUGGCAUUGUGACGGUGUUUCCAAAACAAGUUGCUGGGUUCGCUCCAACAGACAUCAAGAAAGGUCCGUGGGGAUCCACAUAUCUGUCGGGCUCCGCAGUGCCCCGUCAUCUUGGCUCCAAUCCCAUAGAACAGCUCUUGCCGUCGGUUCCUCUAGCCCAUACAAAAUCAUCAUCCAGUUCUGCUAAUUUCCCACCUCUGGGGCAUGGGGGCUCACAGCGCCGACACAGCCAUUCUUACCCCACGCCUUUUUCACUGGCUGAGACGCCAGUCCCAGAAGACGACGAGAAUUCGAUUGUUCCAUGGCUGCUCUGCAUUCUCCGCUCAGAGAAUGGCAUGACACGGUUGAUGUCCGGCCGUCUUGUCACGGCCCUCUUCCGGUUAGGAUUGACGAAGAAACAUCGCACUCCAAUGUUCAGUUAUUUGUUGAUCCCCAUCUUGAUUCGUAUGCUUGACAAGAACGUCCGACUGCCGGAUGAAGAAGGCGCUAUUCAUGAUGGGCUGCUCUCGUCGACCCUACGCUUAAAAGAAGAGGCGCCUGCCGUAUUAGCCAAUUUGGUCAUGGACGACCCGGAGCUGCAGAGACACGCAGUAGAAGGCAAUGCGCUUAAGCGACUUUCACAACUUCUCAAGGAGACUUACAACCCAAUCACAGAGACAUCCCGGCCGAUGUGGCACGCAGAGGAUGGGCCAGCCCGCGGGACCCUUGAGUCUCUUUCACAAGAGUGCCGGCUCGGACCUUCCGGUUACUCUCCGACCCUUUGCCAUGUAAUGCGUUACCGAGAGAACAUUCUCAAGGCUUUAGCAGCACUCGUCCCAUUCAAGGACGAGUACCGCAAGGCGAUUUGCGAACAUGGCGUAGUCCCUUACAUCAUUGACGCCCUCAAACCAAGGCCUAGUGAUGCACUGGCCGAUGCUGCGAUGCCCAGAAAUACUGCAGAGGAUGGAAAUCCGAUUCCGACAAUUUUGGCUGCAUGUGGUACAGCCCGGAUGCUGACCAGAUCCGUGAGCGUGCUAAGAACUAGUCUUAUUGAUGCCGGCGUGGCUAAGCCACUGUUUGCCCUUCUUCGCCAUUCUGACCUCGAGGUGCAAAUUGCAGCAACAGCUGCGAUUUGUAACCUGGCCUUAGACUUCAGUCCCAUGAAAGAGGCAAUCAUUUCCCACAACAUCAUUCCUAUCCUUUGCGAACACGCGCAUUCAUCCAACACCAAAUUACAGAUUGAAUCGCUCUGGGCUCUCAAGCACAUGGUUUAUGACACCGCAAACGACAUCAGAAUGAACAUCAUCGAGACGUUGGGCCCUGAAUGGAUUAUGGAGGUCAUCUCCCAGGAUCCGGUCCGCGCAGUGGCUCAGCGGGGGAUAGAAGAGGAGACAGAUCAAAGUCCCGGGUUUGCCAUGGGUCGAUCCAACUCGGCUGGCGAACAGGUCGAUAUUCUGAACCCUAUGGAUGAUGCAGCGGAGUGGGACGAGGACCUCAAGAUGACCGAUACCAUGCCUCCCUCCAAAAUGAGUCUGGACAUGUUCCUUCCUGAUGCAAGACGCAGACGCAAACUCGUUCUGCAUGGAACCCUGGCUCAAACCACACAGUCUCGACAAGACGAUAUUGCCGUCCAGGAGCAGACAUUCGACUUACUGCGCAACAUGAUCUGUGGUCGGGAUGCACCUGAGAUGAUUGAAUAUCUCUUCAGAGAGCUUGGUCAAAAUGAUUUCCUCGAUACCAUCGCAGAUACACUGCGACCACGUACCAUCCAACUGCCUCAUCGCCAGGACUCCAGCAGCCAGUCCCUCCAUGUUCCCAAUGAGAUCAUCAACGCAGCCGCCGCUCUCAUCAUCCACUUGGCGGCCGGGCACCCACGCCACCGGCGUAUCGUCACAUUCCACCGUGACUUGCUGCGGUCUCUAGGGAAUUAUUUCAACCAUUCUCACAAAGACAUUCGGUCGAAUUGUGUCUGGGUAGUGAUCAACCUCAUCUACGAAGAAGAUCAGAGUGAUCAUGAAGGUUGUCGGGAGCGGGCAGUGAGACUUCGUUCUCUUGGUUUUGCAGAACGGCUGGCUAGCCUCGAGGAUGACACGGAGCUAGACACGAGGGAGCGUACGAAGACUGCGCUGCAUUUGUUGAACAAACUGUCUCCCGCAUAG
This is a messenger RNA of Penicillium samsonianum, 2994 nucleotides long. RefSeq names its product armadillo repeat protein. Gene Ontology annotation, biological process: proteasome-mediated ubiquitin-dependent protein catabolic process. Gene Ontology annotation, cellular component: GID complex. Gene Ontology annotation, molecular function: protein binding. Bases 1 to 2994 code for a protein of 997 amino acids. The transcript is spliced from 3 exons. NCBI's taxonomy places the organism in Eukaryota, Fungi, Ascomycota, Eurotiomycetes, Eurotiales, Aspergillaceae. The record is from RefSeq and is a predicted model, not a curated record.